AGCUGUGGGCUGAGCUGUGGGCUCCCCACCUCCCUGUUGGUCUCUCUUAGAGCCCCCACUACGAAGCCGAAGGGAACGGCUGUGCCCGUGGGGCUGAAUUUGGUGCAGAUCCAUUGCCAGAACGACGCCGUCUAUCAGUACCACGUCACCUUCAGCCCCGAGGUGGAGUGCAGGAGCGCUCGCUUUGCCAUGCUGAAGGAGCAGCGGGCGGUGACGGGAGACGUGACGGCGUUUGACGGCUCCAUCCUCUUCCUGCCCAUCCUGCUGCCUCAGCCGCUCAGCCUGAAGGCGCUCAGGAGGACGGACGGGGAGGAGAUCAGCAUCACCAUCCAGAUCACCAAAGUGCUGGAGCCGAGCUCCGACCUCUGCAUCCCCUUCUACAACGUGGUGUUCCGCAGAGCCAUGAGGAUCCUGGACAUGAAGCUGGUGGGAAGGAAUUUCUACGACCUGUCCAACGCCAACGUGCUGCAGCGGUACAGGCUGCAGAUUUGGCCGGGUUACUCCGUCAGCAUCCGCAAAAAGGACGGCGGGCUCUUCCUGAUGGUGGACACCGUCCAUAGGAUCAUCCGGAGCGAAUCCGUGCUGGCUUUAAUGCACUCCAUCUGCAAGCAGAGCCCCAGCAGCUUCCACGACGAGUGCGCCAAGCAGCUGGUGGGCAGCACGGUGCUCACCCGCUACAACAACCGCACGUACCGCAUCGAUGACAUCGACUGGGAGAAGACCCCCAGGGACAGCGUCACGUUGGGCAGCGGGGAGGAGAUCACCUUUGUGGAUUACUACAG
This is a messenger RNA of Meleagris gallopavo (turkey), 782 nucleotides long. Lineage: Eukaryota; Metazoa; Chordata; Aves; Galliformes; Phasianidae. The record is from RefSeq and is a predicted model, not a curated record.